UGCCGGGCUGCCGUCCGAGCGCUGUCUUCAUAUCGCUGGAGGACCGACGUCAGUGUUUGUGCUAUUUAGGGGAAGAUGGCGGAGGCUGCGGCUCUACCCCCUCAUCGGUUCUUCUGUCACUGUUGUAAGGGAGAAGUGAGCCCCAAGCUCCCGGAAUAUAUUUGUCCAAGAUGUGACUCGGGAUUCAUAGAGGAAGUAACAGAAGACUCCAGUCUCCUGGAGGGUGGCGCUAUUGGAAUCGAUGACACAGCCACACAGUUUGCAGAGUUAUGGCACCUGCUGUUUGUGGACCGGCCUUUCACAACGGAUGGCGACAGCCCAGAUUCCGAGCCCAGGGUCCCUGGAGGGGGUCUGGGUGGUCUCAGCGGGCUAGGCGGGCUCGGAGGGGGGCCCAUCGGGGGUUCGGUUCCAGCGGGUCUAGGGGGUCCCAUCGGGGGUCCGUUUGGGUCUGGGGAACACUGGGGGCCGGGGCGUCCCCCUCGCCUGCACAGCCAGCGGAGGUACCGGUCCAGAGGCAGCAGCAGACCAGACCGGUCUCCUGCGGUGGAAGGGAUUGUACAACAGUUUCUGGCGGGUCUGUUUGUCAACUCUGGAGUCGCCGGUUCACCCCCUAUAUCAUGGACAGGGAUGCUGCACUCUAACCCGGGGGACUAUGCCUGGGGACAGGGAGGACUAGACGCCGUAAUAACGCAGCUGUUGGGACAGUUUGAAAACACGGGUCCGCCUCCAGCAGAGAAGGACAAGAUCUCCUCCCUCCCCACCGUCCACGUCUCUCAGGAACAAGCAGACUGCAGUAUGGAAUGUCCUGUUUGCAAAGAGGACUUCUCAGUCGGGGAGCCUGUCAGACAGCUACCCUGUAAUCACUGCUUCCAUUCAGACUGUAUAGUUCCCUGGUUGGAAAUGCAUGACACGUGUCCAGUGUGCAGGAAGGGCUUGAAUGGAGAGGACAGCACUAGCCAGCCUCCCCCAGAGUCCCCCUCCCUCGCCACGGACUCGAGAACGCAGGAGAGAUGGUCCUUCUGAGUCGCACACAUUCCCUUCUUCCCCCCCAUCUAUGUUCACAGAAGUACCCAUUUCUUCUCCUCUCCCCUUCAUCACUACUACAAAAAAUAAACAUUUGCUUUGGUUUUUCCUUGACAUAUUCCUAUAACCAUGUACUCUGGACACACGCGCUGUGCUACAUGUUUUCCUCUCAUACUGACCUCGACGACCAGCCCAGGUGCAGUAUAUCUCGCUGUCGAUUUCCAGAGAGAAAACUAAGUUGAUUCCUCUGUGUCCUCUCACCAUACCGUAUGUUUUAUUUUUCCAGCCUGAAAAUUGCACUGCUGUAAUACACUGUCAUGGAAGCUCUCUCUGUAUUCCACAUGUUUUGUCUCUCUUCUGCGCUCAGCCUACACUCUGCUGAAGUUGUCUCCUAAAGUCUUAUGUUCUACAUCAGACACAACCCUUUUGCAUUGGUUUAUCUGUUUUCCUCCAAGAAAAAUAUGGAAAAUAAUGGCUUUACGGAGGGCCACCGACAGAGGUUGUGAAGGGUGUAUUAGGGUAAAGGUAUGGUCUUGUCUUUGGUGACAUCUGAAAGACUUAAAGGUUUUUUUAAGGAGAAGACGGGCCCAGGGUCUUCCAGAUAAAGAGUAAACCCUGUUUUGUUUUGUCUGUCAUUAACAUCCAGGCGUUUGUUCUGCUGUAUAUAUUAUAUAAAAAAAGAAGUCAUCUCUGCUCAUCAUUUUAUUAAUUGGUUAACAACUUGUCUUUUCUUUCACAUUUUUAUCACUUUUUUAUGUAAAUACUUUUAGUCCAAUUUAUGGUUUGAAAUGAAUAAACACGGCGAAUGAAAAAAAAAAAGUGAAAUCUGAUUAUCAAAAUAUGUAUAUUAUAUAUAUGAAAAAAUGUGUAUGAUGUUAUAAUAAAUUGGAACAAAUGUUGUAUUUGGCUGCAGUACUUCCUGUACAUUCAUCCGAUUUUAUGCGUGUAAUCAACCCUUGAAACAACCUGUAUUUUCAGAUUUAAUAAU
Gadus chalcogrammus (walleye pollock) is the source of this 2011-nucleotide messenger RNA. It is a transcript of the gene rnf115a, whose product is annotated as ring finger protein 115a. Gene Ontology annotation, molecular function: ubiquitin protein ligase activity. The coding region runs from base 76 to 1023 and encodes 315 amino acids. The record is from RefSeq and is a predicted model, not a curated record. The transcript is spliced from 9 exons. NCBI's taxonomy places the organism in Eukaryota, Metazoa, Chordata, Actinopteri, Gadiformes, Gadidae. Gene Ontology annotation, biological process: ubiquitin-dependent protein catabolic process; protein ubiquitination; positive regulation of DNA-templated transcription. Gene Ontology annotation, cellular component: cytoplasm; nucleoplasm.